Messenger RNA from Ixodes scapularis (black-legged tick), 846 nucleotides. Its product is annotated as putative nuclease HARBI1. NCBI's taxonomy places the organism in Eukaryota, Metazoa, Arthropoda, Arachnida, Ixodida, Ixodidae. The record is from RefSeq and is a predicted model, not a curated record. Bases 1 to 651 code for a protein of 216 amino acids. The transcript is spliced from 4 exons.
AUGUCGACUGUGACGCGACGCCGACAUCGAAGAGAGCGCGUGUUCGCCCAGUACGCUGUUGUGAUGAUGGGACGGCAGCGUGUGUUCCGUGACCGCUUGAACCCUUUGGAGGAGUUCGACGAGGACGAACUGCAGGAGCGCUUUCGAUUCGGUCGCGCGGGCAUUGUGUUCCUCGCCGACACACUGCGCCCGGACUUGGAGCGGCCGACGCGUCGCAGCCGCGCCCUCUCUGCAGAGCAGCAGGUCAUUGUCGCCUUACAGUUCUACGCCACGGAAAACUUCCUCAUCACCGCAGGGGACUACAUCCGUGUGCACGUCUCCACUGCUUCGCGGACUGUGAGGCGGGUGACUCAGGCCUUGGCACGUCGUGCCCGAGACUUCAUAGGGUGGCCAGGUGAAGCUGAGGGUCAUGCCUUACAACAGGCCUUCUUUGAGAUCGGCAAGCUGGCCGAUGGCGUUUACGAGGGCCUACUGCUUGGAGACAGCGGCUACACCUGCAAGCCAUGGCUGAUGACGCCCUUCCUGUCUCCGUCAUCAGCAGCGGAGGUCGCCUACAAUGCGUCACAUAGCACAACGAGGAGCAUCGUGGAACGCGGACCCUGUGUUAAGGAGAAAGCUCUCCUCCAAAGUGAGACUCAACACAAUUCCUGAACACAACUUCGGCUCGUAAAUAUGAUGGAUUACAAGAUCCUGGCGGCACCUUUUUCGAUUUCGAGAUUUAGUAAGGGUACUUUGGUAUUGCAAGAGCAUUUAUAUAUGCUCUUAUGCAUGUUUAUUUAUUUAUGCCAACUCAUUUGUUUAGCUAUCAAUUUUCUGUAGGUGCGAGUAGAUUAGAACUAAAUUGAC